UAUAAUUAACUGCGCUUUAACUUUAAAGGCACUUUUGGCGUAUUUUCCUCCUUUGCGUGAAUGAGGAAAGUUGAGUGGGAACGGAGGAAAUAUGCGGUUGAGGUGUAACGUGUUCUGCCUAUUCACUUCCAACGACUCGUCCACAAAUCUAGUCACGGUACUCACGGUCAACGAACUUGAACCACUUCCUGGUUCCUUCCAUCAGUGGAUCAAUCGAUUUCAAGAAAUAUGCUUUCCGGUCGCUUUAUGGUACUUCUUGAAAACCAUAUUAGGCGGCGUCCUGCAUCUUUUACUUCCCUGUAUAAGAAAGUAGGUUGACGAGUGACCGUAGCGAUAGAGAAGAGGAAGGAUGCGGUUGCGGGUGCAGGAAGCUGGACCAUAGGAUUCGGGGUUUAACCAGAUUUCUAUGACGCGAGACGGAAUGCCUCCUGGCCGGCGAUUAUUCUUCAUUCGCGGUUUGCUCGUUCUUGCGCAAGGGUCGUGGCCGAGAUUCUACGAAUCCACGGCAAGUAAACGGAAUCCAAGGUGAACGGUCCCGAAUCACCCGGUGCUCGGCCAGGUCGCUUCCGUGUUCACGGCUUGGUCGAUCGUGAGGAAUCCUUCCGCGAAUAAUGGUCUCCAAGGGCAAGUCGUUAAACUCUUCGGUGGACGGAGACGAAUCCAUAGACGAUGGGGGGACUCAGGUGGAACUGAGGAUGAAGACGCCUCUCAGGAUCCGACUGGCUCGAGUCUUCAGCUUCUCGACCCCGUCGAGUCCUGGAAGUCCAGGAUCUCCGGACAAGAGGUCGCCGGACUCUAGAGGAUCCUGUUCGGCGCAAAACAGUCCUUCCACCAAGUCCAGGUUCCUUUGGAAUCAUGGAACCUCGAGGUCCUCCUACUCUUCGCUCGCGGACGGCAACCGCAACAGCGGCUCUCCGGGAACUCCGACUAUUCGUUCCGCUCCGGAAUCCCCGCACUGUCCGUUUUCCAGCAACCUUCAUGCCGGAAAACCGAGACAACAGCUGGAUCGGUCGGUGUACUGCGAGUCCGAAUCACGGGGCGCCACGGAGAAGGAGGUUCGCGGGGGCGGCGGGGGUGGCGGCGCCCGCACCGGUCACCAGGCCAUCGCCGUCCGGUCCACGGCCUCCGAGAAAGUAAGGGGGACAACCCAGGACCUCUUUGAGCUGCUCGAGAGAGUGCAGAGUUCGCGCCUCGACGACCAGCGUUGCGUCCUUCCUCCGUACUUCUCUCAGGGCUCCAGAGAUGACAGGACGAGCAGCGUGUCGGGUGGCCAACACCCACCCUCGCCAGUCUCCUCCUCGGCGACGACGACGACCUCCCCGUCGGUGUCUCCCUCGCCGGCCGGUGACAUGCCGCUAGGGCGAGUCCUGAUGGAGGCCGCCUUGCAGCAGGCCGCAGCCUCCUCGGGUUCGCAUCAUCCACCCCUGGCGGUCACUCCUCCGGGAUACUGGCUCGACGGGACCGAUCAUCGGCAUGCCCUCGACCUGGCCGGCAGGGCUCUUCUGUCCACGCAGCCGGCCUGGCAACCCAGGAUCGACCAGGACGACACCGCCAAGUGCUACCGGCGCUUCUUCGUCGGCCGAGAGCACGUGAACCUGGUGGGCCGGGACAGCGAGAGCGGCCCCGUAUUAGUCUCGGUGAAGGCGGAGACGGUCGCCGGGCAGGAGCAUUGGCGCGUCCUUCUGCGGCUGCGGACCGGCUCGGCGCACGAAUUGGUACCGGCCUCCACGCUCGGGCCGAGUCCUUCUCCGGCCAAAAUGGUCAAGGUGAUCAACGAGUCGUUGAACGUGAACUCGUUGUUGCCCGUGGUAUGCUCCGGAGCUGGCGCCUUGAUCGCCAGGUACGACGAGCACGCCCUGGUCUCCAGGUUCAAAUUCGGCGUUCUGCACCAGCGGGCUGGCCAGGUCACCGAGGAACAGCUCUUCGGCAACAGGCAGAUGACGCCGGCGUUCCAGGAGUUCCUGGACCUGCUCGGCCAGAGGAUAGACCUGAAGGAUCAUAAAGGUUACCGAGGAGGCUUGGAUACUCGACAUGGCCAAACGGGUGACUCCGCCGUGUACGAAGUGUUCCGAGGCAGAGAGGUCCUCUUCCACGUUGCCUCUUUACUCCCUUACAGUCACGGAGACUCUCAGCAGCUGCAGCGCAAGAGGCACAUCGGUAACGACAUCGUAGCCAUCAUCUUCCAAGAGGAACCGACUCCUUUCAGCCCUGACAUGAUAGCUAGCCACUUUCUUCACGCGUUCAUCGUCGUACAAGUUGUGGAGCCUUGCGGUCCUAACGCCAGGUAUAAGGUCAGCAUCACGGCAAGAGACGACGUGCCCUGGUUCGGUCCUCCAUUACCGACCCCCGCGGUUUUCCUCCGAGGCGUCGAAUUCAAGGAGUUCCUCCUCACGAAGCUGAUCAACGCUGAAAAUGCAGCCUACAAGGCUGAGAAGUUUGCAAAGCUAGAGCUGCGAACGAGGUCAGCUUUGUUGGAGUCUCUGACGGAGGAGCUGCAGGUGAAGACGAACGAGUUCCUGGGAGCUGGAUACGGCAUCGGGGAACCCGGGGUAGCCGGAGUUUCCGGUACCUGUGGAGGUGCCAACAGCGUGGGAGGAGUGUACCCGGUGAGUCCCACCGGGAGCGACGCGUCGACCUCGGCGUCAGGUUCCGGUGGCGGAGGAAGCGGUUCCCGAUUCAUCGACACCGUCCGGAAGGCGCUCAUAUCCCGCGUACGGAACGCAUCCACGGAUAGCGUUCCCCAGCAGCUGGCCAGGAAGACAUCUUCGGAGCCGAGCCCGCCGAGCAAUCGGCAAUCCUCGAAGAACUGCAACAAACGUUCCAUCGAGCCCAUCUCCAGCCCCCUGGGUUCGCCAGAGCUCACCCCGAAGAGGGAUCCUGAUCGUGGCAACCACGAUGGGACCUCUGUCUCCGAUAGCUGCGAAAGCAGCCCCACGAUGUCAGGAUCUCAACAGCAAAGCGAUAAACCUGCGGAAAAUGGCGCCGUCGUUGUUGCAAACGGCUCCACCUGCUCGUCCAUUGUCACUGUCAACGUCGUCGCUCCUAUCGCGAAUGUACCCUUUGCCUCUGGGGCGAAUCACGAAAAGUCUGCGGCCAAUGUCGCUGCUGGGAACAUCGGAUCCAUGGGCACCAUCACUGGGAGCGUCUUUCCUGCCACCUCCUCGAGCUGCCAAUGGCUCAGUCAUGAGAACUUCCGCAAACGGGAGGGAUGCACUAGAGAGGUGGGCGAAAAGUCCGAGGGCCAACGCGUCGUUUCCGAAAGCGACGACAGCUCGCUAAAUAGCGAAUUAGAAUUGGACCAAGCUGUGUACCUUGACAGCGACACGGGGUUAGAAUCGAUGAGCUCUGCAGAGACCCAUGAUGCUACCAGAAGCACGAUCAAAGAUGGCGGGGAGAACGAGACCCUGAGAAUGGAAGUCACCAGGCUGAAGUGCGACAAACUGGACUUGUUGAGGCAAAAUGUGACUUGCCAACGAGAUAUCAAGCGACUUCGGGAGAAGGAGCUGCAGCUGCAGUCCGAUUUGGCCACCGCAUCGAAAGAGAUAUUGCGGUUAAGAGCGAUGUUGAAGGAAUGCUCCACCGUCCCGCUUGACAAUAACAAUCAGCAACAAACGUCCACCGUGUGAACACCCUUGUGGAUAACUUGGGUGAAAUCUUCGACGAGAAGCCGUGGAGUCUAUACAACUCGUUGAGUUUCGAGAGCGGGAAGAGCGUCGCAACGCUCGUCUGAGCUGAAUAGUCAAACGGUUGGACAUCAGGCGAUGUCAUGGUAAGGAUUUAGAGGUCAAUUCUUUAUUCAUGGAGCGAUCUCGAAUUGUUACGAGCGGAGGGAAGGGAGGCUCUGUGCUACGGAAGUAGUUGUCCGCCUUUCGCGAGAAAUGGUUAUCGGCUAAUUUAUAGGUAGUUGUAAGGUGCUCUCAUAGUCAUAGUGGAGAAACGUCCGGCUUCGUCGCGUAGAUGUGAAGUCACAUCCGGAGUGGAAGAUGUACAGACGCUGGUUCCAAUGAUCCUGGAUUUCCUAGAUUUUCGCAGCCUUCGUUCCCCGGCAUCCGAAUGACCGAGCGCAAAAAUGUUCGCAUUGCAUUUCCUGCGAGUGGAUUCCACUUACUUAUUUAUUGCACGGACAAUCAAUGUACGCGCUUGUGCCAGCAGCGAGCGCUCAAGAAAGGUGUCUUUCGUUUUCGGAAAUUCAGAGUCAUUGGUACCACGGUUUGAACGGACACGUUCAAAUCCGUGCUAAAGUCCCCUUAGGAGAAUAUUUAUUUUCUCGUGGAAGUCUAUCGAAGUAUUAACGUCGAAUACGAGGGUCCCACCCUCGUCCUCGACCUCUUUAUGUUUUCUAGAUUCAGUACUCCAAACCUUCGUUGGUAAAACUACCCUUCGGUACUUUGUACGUAGAUAUUAAAUGUUUAGAGAUAAGUUACACCAAAUUUUUUAGAGAAAUAGAAUAGACAUUGCACCACUAACUCUACCGCGUCGCAAUUUUAGCACGGUACCACCGCGAGAGAUCUAAUUCAGAGGUGAAAAUUUCUUCUCUCGUGCGACAUCGAGAAAAGUAGGACGUAGUUUCAGGAGAGGAAGAGAGAGCGAGGGAAGGGAAAGGAGCGAAUGAGCUGCGGGUCCGACCGUCCGCGAAAAUGCCGUCUCAGGAACGAUCAGAAUCCUUUGACGAAAAUAUAAUCCGCUAGAGAAUUUCGUUAUUUCCUGAAAGCCAUUACGCUCGACUUGCCAGGCAAUUCCGAGUAAAAAUCGUAUUAGAGUACUAUCGUAGCGUAGGAGCAAUUUAGGGCAAUAUGGAACUCGGGAGGACUCGAGGGAGAAAUUAUUAAUCUUAAAAGCUUAACAUGUAUCGUGGAACCCGGCGAAUUGUAGCAUGUUAAGGGAAACUGUGCAAAAUUGAGCAAGUCGUGGCGCAUGGCUCGCGCGUACGAGAUCGGCGAGCUGAAAGUAAAUUUUUAACGAACGUUGAGGCCAGAUCAGUAUACGGGGAGUGCGUUGUAUUUUUCGACGUGGUUCAUCUUAAAAGAAUGACUGGACGUGCCAGGCAUUUCCGAGAGUCCGACUGUACAAAACCUAGUAGUUCUUCUUAACCCACCUUCCAGAUGCAUCUUCCAGUUCUCAUCUAUUCCUUCGAUGUGUUUCCUCCUCUAUUGCCGCCGUUGACCUCUGACUUUGCCGAGAAUUCGCGCGUACGCAAGCUUGAGAUAAACGGGGGUCGACCCAUACCUAACGAUACCAAAGUUUAAGGUAGUAAAGAUAUUUUUAUUUUCCUACGUUUCUCCGUUUAUUACACCGAUGUAAGCGUGUAGUUUAUUACUUGCCGUAAGCACGAGCGAGCAAUUAUCGAAGAGGUCAGCCACACGGGAUUUCGACCAAUGGAAGGAGUUUAUUAUUGUUUUUAUUACUAUUAUUCAUUGUUGUCGCCUAGAAAUAAAGAGACAAACCUCUUAGGUCAAUUGAAAAAUGACGGGACACGCUUUAUCCGCGAAGAGAGCCAAUUGAAGCUUAGUAAUAUAAUUAAAUGACCUGGUAAUAUAUAUAAAUAAAUAUAUAUAUAUACGUCAAAAGAUAUUACGAUAAAAUGGAUUCUAAAUCGACCUGGAAGGAUUGACUCCGAAACGGCCUUUGUUGAAGGGCGGUUGAUCUAACAUUCCUAAAUAAUAUUCGGCGAGCGUUCUUUGUACGUCCAAAAAUGCGCGUUUAUUUUUGAGAAGUAUUACCAGCGCCCAGGUAGCAUUUUUAUGCGUCGACGUAGCAUUAAUCUGCAGGGUAAAAAAGAAAAUUAUAAUGCCAUUUUUACAAUUGUAUGAUCCCUUGGACGAAUUUUAUUACGACGAACCGGAUGAUUAAGACCAAAUAUAAGUAACCGAUAUCGGCAUUUUACUGAUAAUCGAAAGUUACACACCUAUUCGCCAUAUGUGUUGAACAUUCAGCUAUCUGGGCGACACAAUGUUUGCUACGUUUGACAUAUCAAGUAUGACUGCUAAAAACAAUAUGCAUCGUGUCCUUCGAGGCUUUUAUUGAAAGCUGCAUCGAACUUACGCUUUUUAACAAUCUUUCUACCAUGAGGCGUCUUCUACUCUUUGAUUCGUCGAUAUUAAUCAAUCGGUCACCUGCCAACAGUCAGCUAACAAUCGAAAUUAGGGAGUCGAAUUUAAAGUGAAUUUAAUAACUUUUCUAACCAAGGGAAAAUAUAUCUAACACAGUGCUAGGAUGCAAUCAUUUUGAACGCGUCGUUUAAUCUACUUAUUUUUCUAACACUGCGGAAUGUGUAACAUGAUGUACAUAUGUGUGCAUAUCUUUUUAUUCGAGUAUAUUUAUUUGUCCUAAUUUAGUGUAAAUCUUUCGACGUAGCAUCAUUAGGUCUUUCAUUCGGAAACUAACUGUUGCUCAUGACGAUUGAGUGUUUCGGAGAGUCAUGGGACUCAUAACUUUGCAACACCAUUUCAACCACUGCCUUAUAUCGUGACACCAACAGACACGUCGCUUUGUUUUUCUGAUUAACGAGAUAGAAAUUUAUUUUUUGCCUAUCACUAGCUCGGUAUGAUCGGUAUAUCGACGUUUCAUCAUAUUUUUACAUACUGUACAUACGUGUAAGAAAAUUCUCUUGUCUAGAACCGUAGAGUAAGACUGUCGCUCUAUCUGAAGUCUAAGCUGAAUUUAUCGAUUCUGACAUGAUUCCUACAUUGGCCUUGUAGUACCGAGGAUCGUAGCUUCAAAGAGGAUAUAUCAUUAUUACAUUGUCAAAGGGAGUCAACAGAUUAGAAAAAUCGAUAGGUAGAAAACCAAAUGUUUGGACAAAGAGAAGAUGUAUGCGAACCGCAAAAUACCCGCGAAAUUAUGUCUGUUUCACGCGCCUGCUGAAAAAAAAAAGUGCAUUUCUACACGUAAUGCACUACACCCUUCCGUAUCCCAUUUCAUGGGUCGUUUCAAUCUCGAUAAUUGAUCUACAUUUCCGACAUUCAAUAUUAAGACAGAGGAGAGAUGAACCCUAUAAGAUCUGUGUAAAAAAAUCUAAUUCCGGACAGCGCAUACCGAUGUUGACGAGGCAGAUCAUGUUUUAAUGUUCAAAUGUCUAAGAUUUGUACAAUAAAGAAAAAUAGUGCACGUG
Orussus abietinus is the source of this 7111-nucleotide messenger RNA. Its product is annotated as rap1 GTPase-activating protein 1. Gene Ontology annotation, biological process: activation of GTPase activity; regulation of small GTPase mediated signal transduction. The transcript is spliced from 10 exons. The record is from RefSeq and is a predicted model, not a curated record. The coding region runs from base 612 to 3626 and encodes 1004 amino acids. Gene Ontology annotation, cellular component: cytoplasm. Gene Ontology annotation, molecular function: GTPase activator activity. Lineage: Eukaryota; Metazoa; Arthropoda; Insecta; Hymenoptera; Orussidae.